UUUCCGUUUUCGAACCCGACGUCACCCGCACUCAAAGUCCGUGUGUUUUGUGUUUCUUUGGAGCCACAAUGAUUCUCGCCACCCUAAUAUUUCGCCAUCAGAAAUUGGAGCUGGGUGCCCUUAUCUCUUAAAAACAGCGAAAUUUAAAUAGCUAAUGUACUGUAUGAUUCGCUAGUAAAACUGAUCUAAAAAAAUCGUAAUAUUAGAAUAAACUGUCAAAGGAAAAAUAACCUUGUGCACAAAUUCUGCAAGGAAGAGUCUCGAGCAAAAAUGGGCAUUCAAGAUUUGCAAACCUUUUUGGAUAGCAACUGUGUGCCAGGUGGUUCCAUACCAAUAGAUCUGUUGAAGCUUGCUCGCAAUAUUACUCAGAGACAACGCAAUCGCAUAGUCAAAGGUCAACAGCACAUUUCAGGUAAACUUAGACUUGUUCUGGAUGGAGAAUGCUGCCUCGACAGAUUGUAUGGCGGUUAUUUUUCAGACUGGGCCUGUGGCGGCCAAUGGAACCGCAUGGUGCAGUUCCUUGCGGUUCUUACCCAGGCAAUGGAAAUGUCUGAUUUGGAGUUGGCUGUGUUUUUCAAUGGUUCUCUUGAAGCUCCUCGUCGUGCAGACUGGAUUCAGAAUCAGUUGAAAAUUAGAACAAAAGUGAAUAAUGUUUUAAAACACAUAACUACCAAAGGCACACCGCCACCAAAGAUUUGGUGGACUCCACCUGUAUGUUUGCGCACUAGUUUGCGCAUGGCUCUUAGACAUCUAAAUGUAGCAGUGUUAUGUAGCAUGGAUGAUCAUCAUCAAGAAGUCAUUGCCUACUGCCGUGAAAAUAAUUUUAAUGGAUUGAUUGCCGAUGAUGCUGAAUAUGCUGCGUUCGACCCUCCAAGAUACUUUUCAUCCGAGCAACUGAAGCUUACAUAUAAGGGCUCAUUAGACACGAAGGAGUACAUUAUUUCUGAGAUUAUGAAGGCUCUAAAUCUUUCGUCUGACAGGCUCUGCAUACUCGCAGCGUUACUUGGCAAUUAUCUACUGACUGAGCAGGACUUGGUUGACUUUUACAAAAAGCUAAACAUUAAUACCAACUCAAGUAAAAUGACAGUCGAACAGAUGAUUAAGGCAAUAGCAAAUUUUGUUAAAGAACUACCAUCGGUCGAAUUGGAUGUCGUAGCACCAAAAGUUUUCGGCUCACUUUCAGACCCAAGAUGUAGCAAAUUGAGACAGUCGGUCCAAUAUUAUAUAAAUGGAACCAAGGAAGGAUUCUUACAUUACAAACCAGUGAAACCUACAAAAGCUCACAAAAUAGAUUCGAAGCAAAGCUCGCAAACUGAAGUCAAUUCGACAGAUGCCCCAACUACAUCCGAGGGCGACGCGAAUUUGGAGACAUCCCGUUUUGCUUCUGAGACAAUAGAGAGCGAGCGUGAAAGUUUGAAUGCCUACAAACAAGCAACAGCAAAUGCAAAAACUGCACCACAAAUUGUGAUAGAACCUCCAGGCAUUCAAGGUCAUGGGGAUGCUGAUAGUGCUCGAACGGAGGAGGAGCAAAACAAUGGUCAUGCGAUCAAUGGUACUCACAAUCUUUUAAUAAGCUCUUCGAGUUCGAGCAGCAGCUCAUCUGCGACUUCUCCAUCUCAUGCGACAGCUGAUUCGAGCAGACAGUCAGAAAAGAUCACCAGUAUCCCAAGCACCGUUCCAGAAGUGAUGCGAACUGCUUCGGAACGUCACCAGAAGGGACUCAUGUCACCUCAUAUUUAUCAGAUACUCACCGCUGGAGAAAUUAAACUGCCAGUGCUCCUCGAAGAUGAGACUCUUCGAGAGUUCCCUUCCAUUCAUUUGAUUUAUAGACCAGUUAGGCAGAUGGUUUAUGCAAUUUUGUUCAAUCUCCACCACCGCCUGUAUUUGGCUAAUAAAAACAAAGAAAAAGGAGAUAAUGAGAAAGUUGAAAUACCUGACGUCGUAAUUAAGGAGUGGGUAUGGUCGAAAACGAAUCCUUACCAAAAGCCGGAAUUGGUCAAGGCAGAACAGAUCGGCUGGGGAGUUCCAACGAUUCAACGUCUCUGGUUUGGCACCGGCAUAGAUGACAAACGCCGCAGAUUAAGAGGAUUCCUGACAUGUAUGAGAUCCGAUACGCCACUCAUGCUGAAUACUUCACAUGUGCCGCAGCACUUACUCGUGAUGGCGUGUGUGCUAAGGUAUAUCAUGUCGUUUUCUGAGAAAGUGAAGAUCUUGCGACGUCAGGAGCUGGAUGCCUUUAUUGCCCAGGCGUUUGCGCAGGAGCUUAUGAAUGCGCAAUACCUGCAAGACCUGCAGCUACCGCUGGUGACGUCGCGAGGUGUACAACUCGCAACCUUGUUCAUGGCCGGCGUCGAGACGGCCCUUUUGGCGAACGACGCCUGCGGCGCACCGAUUCCCUGGUUGAUGUGCUGUCCCUGGCUCUACUUUGACGGGAAACUGUUCCACCAUACUCUUGCACGGGCGACGGUCGCCAAGAACUUGUUGGAACUCUGCGGUGGACAUAUCGAUCGCGUAGUUAAAGUAGAGAGGAUGCGUAAGGCCGUACUUGAAGGGAUCAACGUGGAGUUUGCUCGUCCUCCUCUGCCGGUAGCACCAGAGUGCUCUAUGCGUGCAGGGAUCCGAGUAUCGGUGCCUCAGAACAUUCUCCCAGCUGGCUGCACCAUCAACGAGGGUCUCGUGCGAGGAAGAGGCUCUGGAAAUAUUCCACAGCGUGGACUUAUGCGUCGCCCGGUGCUCUCGCGAGGGGGCCAGCUGGAAAUCGCAGGAGUCGUCGUUGGACAAUGGGGACCGAAUUAUGGACAGCCUGGACGUCUACCGCAGCCUCUUCAAGGACAUCCCCGUGGCCGACUUCCGCCCCAGGUGACGUCAAUUGGCGGCGUGAAGUACGGACUUCCUCGUGGGUUCAAUCCGAUUGCACGUCCGACUUUUCAGACACGGGGAACCAAUCGCAAUCAAAUCGGUGGCCGUGGGAAGAAAACACAAAUAAAGGCUACUGGUAAGAAGAAAACGACUACUAAUAAGAAGAAUAAAGAGAACGAGAAGAAGGAGACUAAAGCUCGCGGCGUCGCGGUCGAAGGUGUGACCGAUGGAUACACGGAGUCCAUCUCGACUUUGGACGUCGCGAAAGAAGUGAUAUCAGUGCCAGGCCAGUUUGACGACGCCGUGGAAAAUGGUAAACCCAUCGAGAAAGGUCAGGGCGACGCUCCGCUGGUAACGCCGGUCGUGGCGGAGAAUUAAACGGAGGUAGACCAGCACUAAAACCCGAAACUCUAAAAGUGACUCUUAAAACACCCCUCGAACGUGACUCAAGACUGCAACCAAUCUAGUUAUACGUUGCUCGAGGAGUUGUGUGUUGCACUGUAAACAUUUGGAUGUCAGGAACUUCCUCAAGGCGUUACCGUUGUACAUAUGUUGAACGCGAAGCGGCAAGUUGGAUAUCAGGGGGACGAGGGGAGAGCUCGAUAAAGCUGCUUCAUCGAGACUUCCAGGAAAGGAGAGUUAGCCUCGUGGUUUAUUCGAGAGUUGUCACGGUUAAUAUUCGAGGGUCGACGAGAUACCGAUCGUCGGCGGUGUGUAAUUGGCAUUAAUUAAUUCGUUUCGCAUUUUCGUUCGUCCGGGUCGGUCGGAGAAGCCGCACCGUUGAAGGGGGUUGAUAAGCGGCGACCGACGUUCAUGAAUCGAGAGGUCGCCGACACGUUUAAAUCGGCCUCCUCGACAGGAACGGAAGUUACCCUCGCGACGAGUCCAAAAACGCAUAAUUCCCUCUCUUCUCUUAAUCAGUACGCCCCGAUUCCAAUGUAAUCAACCCUGUUAAUUGCCUGAAAUAAAAUCAUUAAUGAGUAAAGUAACCGGGGGAGUUCACUGUACGUACGUUGGAUACGUACGAUGUUGACUCUCGACGAGGAACCGAGGUAAAAGCUAUCAAGACCCAAGGGGCAGGGAAAAAGAGGAAAAAAAGAAAAUCGAGAAUAGGAAACUUGACAAUGAAAUGUUUAUCGCCGCAGCAACAGCUCCCUCGAGGCUCGUAAAAAGCUCUGGUGGGGCCAAAAACUCUGUACUGUAGGUAAAGACAACACUGUGCAUCUACCACGUCGAAUUGUAUUUGAAGGAGAGAACAAAAAAAAAAAAAAGCCGACAAAAACUACGAUAAGACGUGGAGCUGCCCCGUUUUCGACUCGACACAUUCACGAGAUGUCCUCACUGCCAAAUAUCUACCACACUCUUAUAUGAUAGAGAACGAAGCCGGAGGUUAUUGGGGGGAAAACAAAACAAAGAAACAAAAGAAGAAGAAAAAAAAAGUUCGCAGAAAACAAAACAAAAAAAAUAAUGAAAAAGAAGUGCUCGUACUUGGCCGGGCUAGCCAUCGCUCGCCCGUCUCACCGUGGGAUAUGAACUCGACUGAUUAGUGUAUGCGUGCGCGCUAACUUUUACUAAGGAGAGAACGAGUCGUCAACUGCGUCAUAAGUAUUUAAUUCCUAAGGAGCGUCGUUAUUUUUUUUACUACGAAAAUAUAUAUUUUCCGGUAUCAUAUGAAACGCUCGCUUCGACGAUCCCGCCGGCCCGUUCCUCGAGCCGGGCGUCUUCGGCAACGGAACGGAGCGUCGGGAUGCCCCUUAGCGUAUGGAGACUGAUGCUUUUCAUAUAGGUAAAAUAUAUAUUUAUAUAUGAUUUAGAGAGUAGGGUUCCCGAGUAGCGUAAUAACCGUAAGUCGAUUCCGUACACCGGGUGUACGGGUUUUUAUACACGUUAGUAUGUUCGCGUACAUCCUGUCGACGGGAAGCGGGGGCGCGCCGUCGCGGAGUUUCGAGGAAACUCCGCCAGGGCGCGCUCGCGAGAAGUGGAAGGCUCUGUGAAUAUAUUAUUUAUAAUAGGAUCGAUGCGACUACACGAAUGCUGUACAUAUAUAGCGCGACGUAUUGCGAUAUAUACGGCCGUGUACGAGUGCAUUUUACGUGCGCUAGUGCUGGCGAGAUGCGUUUAUAUAUACACGUACACGUACACGCACACGACACCUACACUGUUUACACGAAUGUCACUACAUGACACGCACUCCACAGAUAUGUACUCGCACAUACACACACACACACACAGACAUGUAUUUAUUUGCUGUUGCGCGUGGAGAAUGAUUGCAGAGGUUUAUCGAAGGCGGUCUUCUUUUUUUUUUGUAUAAAGGAACUAGUAUAAGGCGUUUGUGUCGAUUGCACCUUAACACCGGACUCGGUACGGUCGAAAGGACGAUUCGAGCUUUUUAUUAAUUUCUAUUCUUUUCUUCCUUUUUUUUAAUCAAGCCUGAACGUCUGGACUGAAACGGUUCUGUAACAAAAUUUACCGGGAGAAGGUAUUUAUCGGUUGUUCAUAAUCCCUGAUCAGAGAAUUACUGGUAUUUGUUUAAGUGAUCAAAUCAAUGGUGGUCGGAAGCGCCUAUUAAAUAUUGAGCUUAGUUUAUCGUUAUUAUUAAUAUUUAAAAUGAAGUGUACGUGUGGUUUGAUUUUUCGGCUAAUCAAGUGGGUGCAUAUGGAUUCUUUGGGCAUUUUUUUUUUUCUUUUCUUUUCUUUUGCAAAUCGUGGACGAAUUCAAGUUUGGUCGAGAGGUUCUGGCUUGAUGGUGGUUGAUAUGGGAAAAGAGGUGCAAGAUCAUGAGCAAGGAUGGGUACUUCGAGGCGAUGAGUUUACGCUACGAGGUGGCUCGUUGUCUUUUCGAUGGUGUACCGUGUCCUUCGAUGAAUUGUACAUAUGAUAUCGGUCACAUUGAAGUGCCGGCGCGAUUGACGGUGUAUAUGUAUAGGGAAAUUUGGUAGCGUGUUCUUGUUUUUUUUUUCUUAAUUUUUUUUUUCUUUUUCGCGUUGCGAGCCGGAGAACGGUAGCACCGACAAGUAUCCUGCUUAGAAGUGUAGACAUACGAAAAAGAUCAGGGGAUCGUGCAGUUGCGAAAUCUGUUCACCUGUGAUUCUCUUCUCUUCCUUUUCUUUUCCUUUAUUAGACCUUCCCAUUAAAUUGUCCAGCAAAGCAAAUUUGGUCGAGGUUGCGUAAAAGAAGGGAAAAGAAAAUGAAAACGGGGAAAUCGAGAGGCGAAGGUUUCGCAAUCGCAUCCCGGACUUAGGCGCGAGUAAAGGGUAAUUAAUGGGGUUCGAGAGAUGAUCUCUUUGCCAGGCGAGUUUAUCGAACUUUUUGAAUUUUCCUCGGUCUUAGAAAUUCGUUCGACGAAGUGGAAGGAAUUGGCGAUGCGAUUUGAACUCUUGGAAAUUCGCAAUUUAAGGGAUAUUAAUUUCGAAGAACGAAAGAGAAACCGAGGAGUCGAUGAAGUCGUGUGGCGAAGCGGUCAAACUCUGAACCCCUUCAAAAGAACCGGCAAAGCGGAACGGCACGACAGAAAAAAAAAGAGAGAGAGAGAGACGGAGGGGAGAAAGUGAAAUAUAUAUAAUGAUAACACGA
This is a messenger RNA of Orussus abietinus, 6431 nucleotides long. Its product is annotated as constitutive coactivator of PPAR-gamma-like protein 1 homolog. The transcript is spliced from 16 exons. Bases 271 to 3237 code for a protein of 988 amino acids. NCBI's taxonomy places the organism in Eukaryota, Metazoa, Arthropoda, Insecta, Hymenoptera, Orussidae. Gene Ontology annotation, cellular component: nucleus. The record is from RefSeq and is a predicted model, not a curated record.